Anoplopoma fimbria (sablefish) is the source of this 3275-nucleotide messenger RNA. It is a transcript of the gene trim47, whose product is annotated as tripartite motif containing 47. The record is from RefSeq and is a predicted model, not a curated record. Gene Ontology annotation, molecular function: zinc ion binding; protein binding. Bases 28 to 1464 code for a protein of 478 amino acids. The transcript has 8 exons. NCBI's taxonomy places the organism in Eukaryota, Metazoa, Chordata, Actinopteri, Perciformes, Anoplopomatidae.
GUGUUGUGCUGCUGUUGGCUGGUAAACAUGGCUACCGCUGCUGCAGCUGGAGACGACCUGAGGAAAGAGCUCACGUGUGCAAUUUGUUUGGACUUCUUCAAAGAUCCUGUCAUACUGAAAUGCGGCCAUAAUUUCUGUCGCUUUUGCAUCUGCAUGCACUGGGAUGAAAAUGGCGGAGACUACGGGUAUCAGUGUCCUCAAUGCCGGACGGUGUUCAACAAGAGGAGUUUCACAAAAAACUACCUGGUGCAGAACCUGGUGGACAAACUAGAAGACCUGGACUGUCUGGGGACAUGUCCUCCCCCCUCCAAGCCUGUUAAAGUAGAUGAAAAGUGUGACCAACACGGAGAGGAGCUGAAACUGUACUGCCAGACGGAUAAAAGGCCCAUCUGUGUGGUCUGCAGGGAAUCUAGAGCACACAGACACCAUGAGGUAGCACCUGUGCCAGAAGUUGUGAAUGACAUGAAGAUGGAAUUGAAACUGAGGCUGAUGGAGCUAAACUGGCAGAAGUCUCAAUGUGUAAAAGUUGUAACAGCUGAUGAGCGUACCAGAAGUGAAGUCAAGUUGAAGAAGAAGAGACUCAAGGAGAAGAUUGAGGCCGAUGUUGGUGCUUUGGUCCAAUUCUUGCUCGACGAGAGAGACUCCCUGCUUGAGAGCCUGGAUGCUGAGGAAGUGGCCACCAUGGCCGUCAUAGACGAGAACUUGAAGAUAGUGGAGACGGAGGAGUCAGCCGUGGAUAAAGCUAUAGCUGAUAUCCACAGAAACAUCAGUGGGAAAACUAGCUUUGAGAGCCUUGCCGAGACAUUCAAUGAAGUCAUCCACUGCAAGCCUUUUCCAUCUCUUGACACAGUUAAUUGUCCGACUGAAUUUACAGACUUCUCAGGCCCCUUCCAGCUUAUUAUGUGGAAGAAGAUGAUGCAUGUGUUGCAUACCAUGCCUCAGAACCUCACCUUGGAUCCAGACACGGCCCACCCAAACCUGUUUACCUCAGAUUUCGACACCAAAGUGGAGGAGGGCCAUGUCCGUAACCAGGAACCAGACCUGCCAGCCCGCUUCACCCGGUUCUGUGGAAUCCUUGCCACAGCCCAGUAUGCCAGCGGCCAGCACUACUGGGAGGUGGAUGUGAAGGACAAAGGUGUUUGGUACCUGGGAGUCACCACUGAAAGCAGCAACAGAAAGGGCUUCGUCAGCCUCACUCCCUCCUCGGGAUACUGGAGCCUGUCUCUGCAGGACCGGCUGUAUGCCAACGGAGAGGAUGGGCGCAUCCCUUUAGCCGACUACUGGAACUCUCCUCGGGUCGGCGUGUACCUGGACUACGACAACGGGCGCCUUAGUUUCUAUGACGCCGUCACAAUGAAGAGAUUGUACAUGUUUGACACCUGCUUUGAGGAGCCCGUCUAUCCGUUCUUUAGCCCAGGGAAGAAUGACCCAGGCAGCAGGCUGCAGAUAUGCCACUAUUACUGAGAGAGCUGCGACGAGUCCUCGUUAUCUAAGUGCAAACUCAUGUAUGCCAGUGUUUUCAGAUCUCCUGUUGGCAAGGUUUUAUCUCACAGAUGCGGCUGGAGUGACAGAGUGCUGUUGACCCUUGCAGCCAUGUGCUGUAUGCAUUUGAGCCGUUACUUGUUUGUCUCACUGGUGAUAGAAAACAUGAGUUAAAAGUGUUACCAGGUGUCUCAUCACACUUUGGUUGUGAUGAAAAGCUUCAAUUUUCUCAUUUUGAGGUUGAAAAUGUGAAAUUUGGUAUCUUUGAACCUAGACACACACUGUAGGCCUAAACCCCUGACUACUGUGGCUGGGAGUGUGGAGCGGUGCUUUGUUGUCUGUAUCACUGUGUCUGCUGGGAUGCAGAUGCCCCAGAUGCUCUUGUUGAUGAGAGCAGCACUUAUCCUCUUAGCGAUCACUAUGCCAUUUACUACUGUACAUUCUCUCAUAUUGGCUAAGUUUUUGCAAGGCAGGGUAAGUGCGAUUGCCUUGUUGGGUAAAACUUAAAGGAAAUAUGACAUCGUUAUCACAUUGAUAGUUGUCGUCAGUUUAGAUUCCCUGAGUAAUUUUAGACUGAAGACCAGUCUGUUCAGUGAGUUAUUUGACAUCGGCCAGUUUGUACUGGGAGUUCAGCUCCCAGACAAUGAUUAGACUUCCAGGAAGGAUCCGCUCGUGCUAUUUGUUUCGUGGAUGUUAACGUCUGUACAGAAAGUUUUAUCGUUAGCCUUUUUAGAGUCUACUUUUAUGUAUCCUUUUUUAAUUUCUGUAUUUGUUAACAUUGCUGGACAUUCUUCUUUAUAUUGCUUCAAGACCCAUUUUUGCUGCUUAAUUUUUGUUAGCAGUAAUACUGAAGCCAUGAAGUCCUGCCAUUUUGCUUUUUAAGAGAUAUUCAAAAAAACGUUUUAUCAGUCUGCUUGAAAAUGAGCAGGACAAAGAAGAAAAAAUAUCUUCAAAUAGUUCAAUAGAAAAUUAUUAAGAUUUACAGCCAUGUCCUCAAAUACGUUGUCACACUUAACGGGUGAACAUGUAAAUGUGUUUUACUUUGAAAGGCAUUCCAUCAAAAAUAGCCGUGAGCCUAGUGGACUAAAAUGUAAACCUAUGGAAUGCUGAAUGAAAGUUGUAUAACAUGUUCACAGUUUUUGUUUGCUUCUUACAAAUGACCUGCAGCAGUUCCUUCAUUAUAUUCCUUUUUAAAUAAUCCUGCUUUAGACUAUUAAUUGCCAGAGUUGGUCCUGGAGCUGCAGAUUUAGUCUAUUAUCUAACUUGGUCCAGUGUGAUUUCUAUUUUGCAUUAUUGAUGUUGAAUGUGAAAAUACAUGUAUCUGGGCAAAUAUAUAUAUUUUUUAAAACAUUGUUUUAUUUGAGGUAAUUUUGGGGGGUUAUUUUUGCUUGUGCAGUUUUAACAGUGCAGUUAUGAUCCUUCAAGUAAGAAGUUUGCCAUCUCACAUGGUCAUACAGUGCCAUUUCUUUUAUUUAUUUCUUUUACAAAUUAUUUUAUUGAGGAGCAUAGUAGAAACCUUUUAACAGCAUGAUAAGUGAUCAUAUUUGGGAAUGGCUAUUCCUACAGCCAAUCUCAAUUUGCUCCUUUUUAUGUUCAUUUUGAGGUGUGGUAGGAACGCAAAUUUGCUGAUAAAUGUUUUGUUUAAGAUGGUAUACCCCCUUUUAUACCUAUAAAUACUUUUCAUUCAUGUAUUCAGCAUAGCAGUGUUUGGGCUGUGUCUUAAGUGUGACAUAAAAAAAAAAUUAACUUGGUAGUCCCUGCUUGUGGCCCUUUCACCUUUUUUUUUUUUUUUU